AUGGCUUCUGUGCCUCCCGUCUCCCCCCCCAACUCUCUUCGUUUCUCUGAAGCUCGUCGACAGGAGAUGGAGGAGUUUCGGGGCAUCUUGACUCAUCCUUCCAACAUCUUCAUUCAGGUCAUAGCGGAUGUCUUCAAGCUCCCCAAGGCGAAGCGCUGCUGGACCGGAAGCUUCUUCCUCCCUCCUUCUCCUCACCCCUACACCGUCUCCUCCCCGCGCGUCAUCAGUCACUCCCGCUGCUUCCACUCCCCCGCUGUCUCCUCUCCUCCUGGAUCUCUCGUCCUUGUCUCUCUCGGCGCCAUUGAGUCCUCCUACCUCUACGCAGCCAGCAAGGGGCUGCCAGGCUUCCAGCACCCGGACACAGCUCCCUUCCUCGUUACCGUCGAGCUCCUCUGCUCCAUCGAGGGCCCCAUGUGGAAGCUCAUCAGAGGCCUCGGCCUCGCAUACAGUUUCUCCAUCUUCGGGGAUGCGGAUGAAGGCCUCGUGUACUUCUCCCUCUCCCGCUCCACCUCCCCUGCUCGGGCCUUCAGCGAGUCCAAGAAGCUAGUCUCAAGCUUUGCCUCCUCCUCCACCAAGAUCGACGCGGUAGCGCUUCAGAACGCCAAGGCCUCUGUCAUUUCAGCUGUGGUCUCCCGCGAGCAGACGCCCAGCUCGACAGGCUUGCAAGCGAUCAUGAGCGCCCUGAGAGGGACAGGGCAUGGGCACAACGCGAGGCUGCUGGAGGCAGUGGCGGCUGUGAAGGAGGAGGACUGUAUGCGAGUCCUCAACACCUAUCUGCUCAACUUGUUCGAUCCCAAGGCCAGCAACAUGUGCGUCACAACCAGCCCCUCCAAGCUACAUGAGAUCUGCAGCAGCUUCGAGGAUAUGGGAUGGAGGGUAGAGCAGCACGAGGGGCUCGAGACACUUGUUCAAGACUGA
Messenger RNA from Guillardia theta CCMP2712, 918 nucleotides. RefSeq lists its product as hypothetical. The transcript is spliced from 5 exons. Gene Ontology annotation, molecular function: metal ion binding. The record is from RefSeq and is a predicted model, not a curated record. Bases 1 to 918 code for a protein of 305 amino acids. Lineage: Eukaryota; Cryptophyceae; Pyrenomonadales; Geminigeraceae.